AUGACAAGCUAUAUCGCAAAAUGGGUUGGGGGGAAGCUUAUUCAAGACAAGAUUCUUAAGGAGAGGCUUGAGAAUAAGUUUGGUGUUGAUGACCCAUACUUCGAACAGGUCCCAGCUACGAGACUGAACGGCACUCCAACUGGUAAAUUUAAGAAAGUUCGCAAGGCUGCACCGCCUGGUAUUUCGGCGCACGAUGCAGAGGUGCUCACCAAGGUGAAGAGAAGAGCGUACCGGCUCGACAUGGCUUUUGGUAGCUUUCUUGGCAUCAAGUUUGGAUGGGGUAGCUUCAUCGGCUUAUUUCCAAUAUUCGGGGACCUUACGGACGCCUUCCUGGGAUUACUGGUCAUUCGCACGGCGAAACAGAUCGAGGGCGGCUUGCCCUUUGGGCUGCGACUCCGCAUGUACAUCUGGCUGUUAUUCGAUUUGAUCAUUGGGCUGGUCCCUUUCGUCGGUGAUAUUGCCGACGCGCUAGUUCUUGCCAAUACACGGAACGCAGCCGCCUUGGAGGCUCAUCUUCGAGAAAAGGGCAAGAAAAAUCUCCGUGCUAGCGGCCAGCAGAUUCCUGCGACCGAUCCGAGCGAUCCUGUCGAAUUCGAUCGUCUCCAUACCGAGUCUCCGGGCACAUCGCGUACUUCUCAUGCAAGAAAAAAUCCCACCAAGUCAUCGGGUCAACAUGCUCCUCAGACAAGUGGCGUUGCUACUACACAGCCGCCUCCAUCGCGACCGAAUCCGGGAAGAGUCCAAGACGACCGGCGGGGCAGAUCUAGCAGAAGUUUCUUCGGGUUUGGUAGCAAAAGGUCUCGACCCACCGAUGUCGAGGCCGGGAAUCCCCCCGCCAACUAG
Xylaria bambusicola is the source of this 843-nucleotide messenger RNA. RefSeq lists its product as uncharacterized. The transcript has 3 exons. The record is from RefSeq and is a predicted model, not a curated record. Lineage: Eukaryota; Fungi; Ascomycota; Sordariomycetes; Xylariales; Xylariaceae. Bases 1 to 843 code for a protein of 280 amino acids.